AUGUUACUCAACGAGCAAGCUUUUGAAGCAAUGUCGUUCACCACUAAAAACUUGGCACCUUCAGAAUUGAAGAAGCUUAGGAAUAAACAGAGAAAAGCGAAACGUAAAGCUGAACAAGAGAGUGCGUUACAAGCACAAGUACAGGUGAAACGUGAGCAGCAUCACAAAGCGCGCCAGCAACAGGAGCAGGGUGAUCCUGAAGCGCCGCAGCUAGAUGAGCUCAUACCAGAUAAACUUGCCAGGGCAGAAGAUCCACUAGAGCAAGCCAUCAAGUUCCUUCUACCACUUAGAAUACUCGCCGCUGAUAGGAUAGACACAUAUUUAAUGGCCUUCGAAAUUUACUAUAGAAAAGACAAACCUUUGCUGAUGCUGCAAAGCCUAAAACGCGCAUGGCGACUGGACAGCACUCAUCAUCAUUUGCACGACUGUUUAGUGCGGUUUCAAGGGUGGCUUGACAAAUCACUCGAAGCACUUAACCCUGCUGUCGUUGCUGUAAUUUCUACAGAGACGCAGCCGAUGGUGCGUGGGCGGUCAGCCGUGCAGAUGGCGGAGGAGUUCAUGGCCAACGACGCGGCGCGCUCGCAGGCCGACGCGCUCUGGGGCGCGCGCGCGCUGCGCCGCCUGCUGCCGCAGCGCACGCAGCAGGCGCUGCACCACGCCACCAGGCUCGACUACCCCGACACGUCUAUAGAGGGCUGUGUGGAGGUAUUAGAGAGUUUGAAAGAAGGCGACUUUGGCCCGUGUGAGAAAGAGAUAGAGCAAUAUAUAGAAGCGUGUAGCGUCAAGUUUCCGUACGCCAUUGCAUUCAAACCGGCGGCCGUGAACACCGACCUCCCCGACAAACAAGAAACUUUGGACGAAGCGCCUCUCCAAGCUAAAGAGAUAGCCGUCAACAACUGA
Molecule: messenger RNA, 900 nt
Organism: Arctia plantaginis
Lineage: Eukaryota; Metazoa; Arthropoda; Insecta; Lepidoptera; Erebidae
Source: the annotation of a GenBank genome assembly